AUGCGGUGCGUCGAGGACGCGGUCGACGCGCGCGAGGCGGAGGCGGGGACGGCGACGCUGCGCGACGAGCUCGCGUUCGCCGAGGCGCAGACGACGAAAAAUCCAAAGAAUUAUCAAGUGUGGAAUCACGCGAGAAUGGUGCUCGAACGCGCGGAUGCCGCGGGUGCGUUUGAAGGAUUACGAGACGGGGCGUUCGCGCACGCGAACGCGGCGCUGAUGCUGGAUGGGAAGAACAUACACGCGUGGUCGCAUCGCGCGUGGCUCGUCGAGCGAUGCGACGCGUGGGAGGAAGAGAUGGCGUUCACGGAGGAGAUGCUGGCGGAAGAUUGGAUGAAUAACAGCGCUUGGAACGCGCGGUUUCAGUGCGUGAUGGUGUGCUUGGAGCGAGGAGACGUGGGGGUGUUGGAGCGGGAGGCGGCGUUCGCGACGACGGCGCCGCGCGUCGACGACGACAACGAGAGCGCGUGGAAUUAUCUUCGCGGUCUGUGCGCGAUCGCGGAGCGAGAUGGGAGCGCGAUACCGCGCGACGUCGCGAACCGCGUCGUCGCGCUCGCGAUCGACGCCGCGCGAACCGCCGCGGCGCCCGCGCCGUCGCGCGUGCCGUCGCGUCACGCCGCGCUCCUGCUCGCCGACCGCGUCGCCGCCGAAGCCGUUCGCGACGCCGACAUCGGUCGCGCCGCGAGCGCGGAGUCGAUGUUUAGAAACUUAGCCACACUCGACCCUUUGCGCGGGAACUAUUAUCGCACCCGCAUCGACCGCUUACGAGCGGCGUUGGCCUAG
Ostreococcus lucimarinus CCE9901 is the source of this 780-nucleotide messenger RNA. RefSeq lists its product with no specific name. Gene Ontology annotation, molecular function: CAAX-protein geranylgeranyltransferase activity; protein farnesyltransferase activity. Gene Ontology annotation, biological process: protein farnesylation; protein geranylgeranylation. Gene Ontology annotation, cellular component: cytoplasm; protein farnesyltransferase complex; CAAX-protein geranylgeranyltransferase complex. The record is from RefSeq and is a predicted model, not a curated record. NCBI's taxonomy places the organism in Eukaryota, Viridiplantae, Chlorophyta, Mamiellophyceae, Mamiellales, Bathycoccaceae. The transcript has a single exon. Bases 1 to 780 code for a protein of 259 amino acids.